UGACGGCGUCACUGAUCAAACACAGCUGCGUGUAAUCAGGCCGUCUGAUCAGUAUCUCAGUCCAAAGGAGGGUUGGGUUUGGGAAACACUGGGAGGAUCAACUUUAGCUGCCAUUUAAAUGAGCUUUUAGCCGCGGGUGCAGUCACAGAGGAGUUGUUGCUCUGAUGGUGGAAGCCAAGUUGCAUUAAAUUUAAACGGACAGAAAAGAGAAAUGACAAUGGGACUUUUAGCCAACGCUGCAGCUGCAGCCGGCGGCCUCAUUACUGGUGUUAUGAAUUUUUUCACUGAUAUGUUUCUGACACCCCCGCUGAAGGCUACUCUCAAGCAUUUGGAGGAGACUGAACUCAAAACUUUGAAAGGAGAAACAAGGAUCCUGAAAGCCAGCUCUCUGUGGGAGAGGUCGGGAGCUGUCAUCAUGGCAGUGCGGCGACCUGGAUGAUUUUUGUGCAGAGAGGAGGCUGCAGAGCUGUCCUCUCUGAAACCCCAGCUGGAUGAGCUCGGGGUCCCUCUGUACGCUGUGGUCAAGGAGGACGUCGGCACCGAGGUCCAGAACUUCAGACCAUACUUCAAGGGGGAGAUCUUCUUGGAUGAAAAGAGGCGUUUUUAUGGACCCCGUGAGCGGAAGAUGGGUGUCCUGGCGUUCCUGCGUGUUGGGGUGUGGAUGAAUGGCCUGAGGGCCUUUAAGAACGGCUUCACGGGAAACGUUUUGGGAGAGGGGUUUGUGCUCGGUGGGGUCUUCGUCAUCGGACGAGGACAGCAGGGAAUACUUCUGGAGCACAGAGAGAUUGAAUUUGGAGAUAAAGUCAACAUUGAAGCUGUCAUCCAAGCUGCCAGAAGAAUAGCACAAGAACGUCUGCCUUUAGAGCAGAAAUAAUGCUUUGUAUUACCCCUGGUGGAUAAUUGGUGGUAUCUAUUAAAAUCAUGUCCUUGAGCAGUUAAUCACCUUGCCAAUCCAACAUCUUUUAGAGCAAAGACAAAGUUUAUAACCAUAUAAAUGACAUACAACUAAAUGAUCAUAUAAAUGUUGAAAAAAUGAAUUGUGUUGAGGAUUUUGACACGGGUUUGAUGUUUAUAACAUGUAAGAAAAGAAUCUUUGUAAAGUGCACAUUAGAUUUGUGAGUUUGUUGGUGUACUGGUCUCAGGAAAACCAGGAUGCAUUUUGGAGUAUGACUGUGUAGUAAGAGGCUCUGAGUGUGUUAAUGAUGGUGUGUCUUUAAACUCAAGAGAGGAAGCAUACCUGAUAUCUAACACUCAGUUUCCUUUAUUACUCCGUGAUACUGCUCUGCUAUUUGGGGAGAAACUGUGACCUUUGACUAAUAAAACAUGGCUUUUUGCUCUA
Messenger RNA from Siniperca chuatsi (mandarin fish), 1339 nucleotides. Its product is annotated as peroxiredoxin-like 2A. The record is from RefSeq and is a predicted model, not a curated record. NCBI's taxonomy places the organism in Eukaryota, Metazoa, Chordata, Actinopteri, Centrarchiformes, Sinipercidae. The transcript is spliced from 5 exons.